Messenger RNA from Thyridium curvatum, 2034 nucleotides. RefSeq lists its product as uncharacterized. NCBI's taxonomy places the organism in Eukaryota, Fungi, Ascomycota, Sordariomycetes, Thyridiales, Thyridiaceae. The record is from RefSeq and is a predicted model, not a curated record. The transcript has a single exon. The coding region runs from base 1 to 2034 and encodes 677 amino acids.
AUGCUCUUCCGAGGGACCGUCUGCCGCGCCCUCGCCACCGUUCCCCGUCUCCAGCAGCAGCGCCUCUUCCUGUCCCAGACGCCGACGACGGCGACAGCCAUAAUGACCGCCAACUCGUCCGGCGACGGCACUGGCGAGGAGGGCGGCGGCGGCGGCGGCGGUGGGCACACGCUCGCCUCCCUGCCCAAGACCUGGCACUUCACCUCCUCCCUGCCCGCCGACCAGAUGUUCCCCACCCCGGCCGACUCGCACCGCACCCCGCGCGCCGACAUCCGGCCCCGGCAGGUCCGCAACGCCCUCUUCACCUGGGUCCGCCCGGAGACCCAGCAGGACCCGGAGCUGCUGGCCGUAUCCCCCGCCGCCCUGCGCGACCUCGACCUCGCCCCGGCCGAGGCCGCCACCGACGACUUCCGCCAGACGGCCGCGGGCAACAGGCUCUGGGGCUGGGACGAGGACAGGCUCGAGGGCGGCUACCCCUGGGCGCAGUGCUACGGCGGCUUCCAGUUCGGCCAGUGGGCCGGCCAGCUCGGCGACGGCCGCGCCAUCUCCCUCUUCGAGACGACCAACGGCCGCACGGGCACGCGCUACGAGCUGCAGCUCAAGGGCGCCGGCCUGACGCCCUACAGCCGCUUCGCCGACGGCAAGGCCGUCCUGCGCAGCAGCAUCCGCGAGUUCGUCGUCAGCGAGGCCCUCAACGCCCUGCGCAUCCCCAGCACCCGCGCCCUCGCCCUCUCCCUGCUGCCCCACCAAAAGGUCCGCCGCGAGACCAUCGAGCCCGGCGCCGUCGUCGUGCGCUUCGCCCAGAGCUGGAUCCGCCUCGGCACCUUUGACAUCAUGCGCGCCCGCGGCGACCGCGCCCUCAUCCGCCGCACCGCGACCUACCUCGCCGAGGACGUCCUCGGCGGCUGGGAGGCCCUGCCCCGCCGCCUGCCCAACCCGGACGACCCCGUCGACGGCGGCGGCGCCCUCGCCGAACCCCCUGCCCGCGGCGCCGGCAAGGACGAAGUCGAGGGCCCCGAGGACGCACAGGAGAACCGCUUCCAGCGCCUGUACCGCGAGGUCGUGCGCCGCAACGCCCUGACCGUCGCCAAGUGGCAGGCCUACGGCUUCAUGAACGGCGUGCUCAACACGGACAACACCUCCCCGCUCGGCCUGUCCAUCGACUUCGGCCCUUUUGCCUUCAUGGACAACUUCGACCCCUCGUACACGCCCAACCACGACGACCACUUCCUGCGCUACAGCUACCGCAACCAGCCCAGCAUCAUCUGGUGGAACCUCGUGCGCUUUGGUGAGGCCCUCGGCGAGCUCCUCGGCGCCGGCGCCGGCGUCGACGACCCGCGCUUCGUCGAGUCGGGCGUCGCCGACGACGCCGAGGGCGAGCGGCUCGCGCAGCGCGCCGAGAGCCUCAUCAUGCAGGCCGGCGAGGAGUACAAGGCCGUCUUCCUCGCCGAGUACAAGCGCCUCAUGACGGCGCGCCUCGGCCUGCGCGAGCACAGGGACGCCGACUUUGACGACCUCUUCAGCGCCCUGCUCGACGCCAUGGAGGCCCUCGAGCUCGACUUCAACCUCUUCUUCCGCCGCCUGAGCUCCGUGCGCCUCGCCGACCUGGCGGCCGAGCAGGGCCGGCGCGACAAGGCCGCCGUCUUCUUCUACAAGGACGGCGUGACGGGCAUCGGCGGCGAGGAGGAGGGCCGCAAGAGGAUCGGCGAGUGGCUGGACAAGUGGAGGGCGCGUGUCGUCGAGGACUGGGGCGAGGGCAAGGACCAAGAGCGCAGCCGCGCUAUGAAGGGCGUCAACCCUAGCUUCAUCCCUAGGGGCUGGAUCUUGGACGAGGUCAUCCAGAGGGUCGACAGGGAUGGGGAAAGAGACGUGCUCAGGAGGAUCAUGCACAUGGCUCUCCACCCAUUUGAAGACGCCUGGGAUGGCCAGACGUUCGACGGUGCCGUUUACAAAGGCGAUCGAGAGGAGGAGUUAAGAUGGACAAGCGAUGUCCCGCGGACACAGAGAGCACAGCAGUGCAGUUGCAGUUCUUGA